Molecule: messenger RNA, 2265 nt
Organism: Adineta steineri
Lineage: Eukaryota; Metazoa; Rotifera; Eurotatoria; Adinetida; Adinetidae
Source: the annotation of a GenBank genome assembly
AUGUCGAUGCAACAAUUAAAUGACGAAAUAGAAAAACUUUUUCGUGUAAGCAACAAGUAUCAAGAUAGCUUUAUUAAACGACUUGAUGAUCUUUAUCGUAAAUUUGGUACUGUCAGCAUGGAGAAGUGGCGAAAUAGAUCAAAUAAACUCAAUUCAUUACUUCAUGAAUUGGUCGAAAAGGAUAUGCCUGAUGUUAUUGAACAUGUUAUACGGGAACAUAAAUUUGAUAUAAAUAUUCGACGUGAUAAAGAUGGUGUAACUCCUCUUGAUUUGGCUUCAAUGAAUGAAAAUUCGAAUAUGUGUGAUUUGCUAGAACGACUUGGUGCCACAAAUGUACAACGUGAGGACGUUUCAAAAUGGUCAAGCGAUGAAGAGAAGGAAAAAUCAAUGAAUAUUGUAUGGCUCGAUUUAGAGAUGACAUCUAUUGAAGACCCACACAUAUUAGAAUGUGCUGUGAUUAUUACUGAUAAACAUCUCAGAGAAUUAACACGACAAAAUUGGGUUAUUGGAUUCAAAAAGGAAGUAUUAGAUAGUCUUGCCGAUUGGCAUCAAGAAACAUUUGCCGAUUGUGACAAGGGUGGCAAUGGUUUAUUUGCUGACGUUUUGAAAUCAAAGAUUACACGAGAACAAGUGGAAAAAGAAUUAUUAAGUUUACUCAAACAUUAUUGUGUGGAAAAGAAAUGCCCGCUAGGUGGCAGUUCAGUUCAUAUUGAUAAAGAAGUUUUGAAACUUCGAAUGCGAUCGGUUCAUGAUUAUUUACAUUAUCGUAUUAUUGAUGUGAGCUCGUUUCAAGGAAUAAUGAGAAGAUGGGCGCCAUGGAUUGAAACAGAUAUUAAGAAAAACCUCGCAAGAAAAGGACAAGAAUCAGUGAACCAUCGAGCAAUGGACGACAUUGAAUGGUCCAUUGCAUUUAUGAAAGAGUUUCGACCACAUUUGACAAAACGACCUGUGGAUCCCAAUAAUCGAAAACAUGAACGAUCAAUAAUACAGCAGCGUCGACGUAGCGCGUCUCCAUCAUUAGUUAAAAAAAAUCAGUCACCUCGGAAAAAUAAUGCAUCUAACUAUAAUGCACAUGGCAAUAAUGCUUCUAACUAUAAUGCACAUGGUAACCAAGGUUCAGCGAGCAAGUAUCCCAGUAAUAGUGCUUAUGGAAAUAACAGUUUCGAUAACAAUGUUCAAUUAUACGCAGAUGAAAAACGUUUAUUGGAACGUAUAGAACAAGACAAAAAAAUAAAUGUAUCUAGUCUAUAUUUGUACAAAAACGAUCAAGAAAUAUACAUGAAAAAUCCUCACCUACGUGAAGUUUUCGUCAAUAAAGAUCAAUUGGAGGUUUAUAAGAAAGAUUUUACUAAAUAUAGUCGUCGUUUACCAAUAUCUCGUCAACUGCUACGAAGCAAUAGUUCUAAUUCGUCAAGGUGUUCAACAACUGAACAUUGGGGACAACGAAAGUUACUCCUGACUGAGAUUGAAUUUUUAACUAAGUAUGAUACUGAUGAUGAUUAUCGAGUGAUCUAUGCUGGUGCUGCUCCAGGUUCACAUCUUAGUUAUUUAAGUUCAUUAUUUCCAAAAUUUGAAUUUAUUCUCAUUGACGAGAAAGAAUUUUCUUUAAUGCCUACUGACGGCAUCAAAAUUAAAGCAGAAAAUUUUACGGACGAUCUCGCACGAUAUUAUUCCCAGUCUAAAAAAAAGAUAUUAUUUAUUUGUAAUGUUCGUACAUAUCGGCCGGAAGAUAAUGGACAGAACAGUCUGAUUGAAGAUAUGGACAAUCAAGUGAAAUGGAAUAAUAUAAUGAAACCACAAGCAUCUUUAUUAAGUUUUCGACUUCCACGUAUGCCUGGGAAAAUUCUAUAUUAUGAAGGCCAUCAGAUCAUUGAACCAUGGGCAUCGAAAAGAAGUGUUGAAUGUCGAAUAGUUGUUAAGAAAGAUGCAAAAAUGAUCGGUUAUUCUUAUGACGAGUUUGAAAAUUCUAUACGUCAGUUUCAUGACAUAACAAGAGUCAUGUAUUACGAACAUAACAUGGAUGAAGUUGAAAAUGAAGGACUCGAUCAUUGCUAUGAUUGUCGGGCAGAGAUCUUCAUUUUACAAGAAUAUAUUAAGAAAUUUCAAAAACCCAAGACUGAAAAGGACUUGAAAAUUAAAACGGCUGAGAUGUCAGCCGACAUAUCAAAGAAUAUUGUGGAUGAAAAUAGAAAUGAACUUCUUGGUUUCAAACGAACACUCAAUGUGAUUCCAACGAAGGGAAAAAUCUAUUCUUCAAAUUUAUAA